This is a messenger RNA of Coniophora puteana RWD-64-598 SS2, 1149 nucleotides long. RefSeq lists its product as uncharacterized. NCBI's taxonomy places the organism in Eukaryota, Fungi, Basidiomycota, Agaricomycetes, Boletales, Coniophoraceae. The annotation marks the transcript as partial. The transcript has 2 exons. The record is from RefSeq and is a predicted model, not a curated record.
GGUUUUUACCAUACGCUCAGAUAUGCCAUGGACAUUGCUAUCCCCGCCGUCCGUGCGUUCCGGCGACCACUGUCCCUUUUUCUUUUCAUAUGGAUGCUUGCAUGGGCCACCGCUCAAAUCUCGGAAACCAUACGCACGGCAUUAUCCCCUCUAUGUGUUGUUCCUGGAAUAUCUUCUAGCCUCCUAUGCACUACCCAAACCUUUGAGUCUCACUCACUAGACACCAGGCCAAACAUUUCGGGAGAUCAGUCAAGGAAACCGCAGCAGAUUGACUUUCCAGAACUUAUGCGUAUCCAGGAAGGCACUUUCGAUCAUUUGAUGUCUAACGCCAUCGGUGGCGUCGGCUUGUCUCUUGAAGUGCGCAAGGCUGAGCUUGUGACUAGCGAUCUCAGCUUGCUUGUACGAAACAGCGAUUUGAAGAGUCGCGACCUGCUUGCUGAUCUUCUCGAUGCAUUCGUGAAAGAUGCAAAGAAGACGGCGAAAGGGCUUACACGACUAGGGGCCAAAGUAGGAGGUGCCGUCGACCAUGUCACAGCUGUUAACAGCUAUACAAUGCAAAUUGUUCAAGAGGCUCACGCCAAUACGCAGUCUCGUUUCGCUCUCGUUGCCCUAAUUCCUGCGUUUAGAGGCACCUUGUCUCGUGAAAUGGUUCUCGAAGCAUUUACAGACGCCAUGGAAACACUUUCGGCGGCAAUCGCACGGCUCAUCAUCGAGGCCGAAAUAUCCCUUGCCGACCUCACCGUGCUAGAAGAAGAUCUAGCUGCUAUUCAGGCAAUUGUCGUGCGCGAAUUUGGCUCGGUCACUCGCGAGAAGGAUGAGCUACUAGCUCACCUUUGGACAGUUCUGGGUGGUAAUAGGCAGGAGGUUCGAUCCUAUGAUGACAAACUUGCCCUACUUCAUCAUCUGGGCGAGUACAGGAAGCGGGCACUUGCACACAUCAUCGCAGCAUUGCAGACUUUAAAUAUGAUGAACGAGGACAUGGAGGACUUACGAGAGAGGGUUGCUGCUCCAGACCUUACACGUGGACGCGUCCCUUUAACGGUGCAUUUAGAGAGUAUCCAACAUGGUUUGGAAAGACUCAAGGAAAAACGGGUUCAGUCAAAGGAGAUUGGAGAGGCGCUUUUUCGGAAAGAGAUUACUAUCGAAUAG